AUUAUGCAGUGCACCAGCUGGCAAAAAUUUGUCAUCGUGAAACAGCAAGUUUUUAGUCCUACAUGAUACAUGAUGAUGUAGUUGGCUUAGUCACAUUCAAUUAAUAUUAACAAAUUCAUCACAGUAAAAGAAGCAUUAUCUAGGAGGAAAGUCUGUGAUCCAGGAAUGUUGGAGUCUUGACUCGCACCAAGGAAGUUAGCCUACCUGUAACACAGUCACUCUACACACAAUAUCGCUUACACCAUCGAUCAUGUCGGCAGCACUGAUUGUGCCGCUUUCUCUCAUCGGCGGCUACGCUGCGCUGUCGGUCUUGCUGUUACGCUUCCCCCUGCUGAUUCACAGAAAGAAACAGACCAAGAUCAACGCCAGGCUAAUUGCCCACAGAGGGGGUGCCGGUGAAAACUUGGAGAACACACUCACAGCAUACAGACAUGCCUUGAAUUCGGGAAUGGACAUGCUGGAGAUAGACUGUCAGAUCACUAGAGAUAAGAAGAUCGUGGUGUCUCAUGAUAAUCACCUGGAGAGGGUGACAGGUGUGGACAGAUUCAUCAGUGACUUGGACUAUGAGGAUUUACCGCUCAUCUGUCAAUCUAUACCUGUCCAUUUCUGCAAAGGCCAGACUGUUUGUGGGAGCGAGACGGACAGGAGAAUCCCCCUCUUGCGGGAGGUCUUUGAGACGUUCCCCAACAUCCCCAUCAACCUUGACAUCAAGAGAGACGAUGAUGAGCUCAUACACAAGGUCCUUGAUAUGAUCAUAGAGUACAAGCGAGAAGAUAUAACUGUUGUGGGUAACUUUGCUGAAUCUGUUGUCCAAAAAUGCCACCAACGAGAUCACGUCCACCCCCUUCUUUUCAGCAUCUCAGGCAUCGGCAAGCUCAUCCUCCUUUUCUACUCGGGACUCCUCCCCUUCUGGCCUCUCAAAGAAGGCUUUGUUGAAAUCCCUUUUGAUUCGGUCGUCACAACCAAUUUUGAUGUUCAGAAGCGUUGGCAGAAGGCCCUGUUAUGGGUGCUGGACUUCCUGCUUAUCAACAGGGUUUUGUUUGGACAUCUGCAGAGACGGGGAAUCAAGGUUUACGUGUGGGUUCUCAACAAUGAGGCGCAGUGGGACAGGGCCAUGAGUAAAAGGGUGGACGGAAUCAUGACGGACUACCCUGCCAAGCUGGCCGAAUACAUGCGCAGGAGGGGUUACUGGCAGGACGGACGGGCUGGGCUGAGGAACGAGAACUACAACACAUUUGAUAAUGGAGUGGGCCAGUAGACCGGAACGGGACAACAAAAUUGAGGGACCACUGGUCGAUUUCUCCUGGUAACCUGUGCACAAAAUGUAUUGUGGGUACCUGGCAAAAGUUGCCCAGGGUUAACUAAUAGUCCUGUACUGGUGCUCAAGGUGCAACGUUAUUACUAUACCUGCUUGACUGGGCUCAUAAACAUUCCAAAAAAACCACCUCGGCACCCUGGGGAGU
Molecule: messenger RNA, 1463 nt
Organism: Acanthaster planci (crown-of-thorns starfish)
Lineage: Eukaryota; Metazoa; Echinodermata; Asteroidea; Valvatida; Acanthasteridae
Gene: gdpd1
Product: glycerophosphodiester phosphodiesterase domain containing 1
Biological process (GO): glycerophospholipid catabolic process
Cellular component (GO): endoplasmic reticulum membrane
Molecular function (GO): phosphoric diester hydrolase activity; phosphatidylcholine lysophospholipase A1 activity
Source: RefSeq, a predicted model, not a curated record